AUCCCUCUACUCUGUACUCUGGGCGUGGAGGAGAUACCAGCACUCAAUAGCGGCCGGGACUGGAAGCAGCGGCACUCCCAAAUUUCUAUCCCAGCGUUACCGCAGGCUCUGAACAAUGGAUUCCCUCAGUGCAGCCAAUGGAACCUUUGCUAUUAAUCUGUUUAAGAAGCUCACAGAAAGCGAUAACAGAUGCAACUUGUUCUUCUCCCCAUUAAGCAUCUCCUCCGCUCUAGCAAUGAUUUACUUGGGAGCCAAAGGAAAUACUGCUGCUCAGAUGUCAAAGGUUCUACAGUUUGAAAAGGCAAAAGAUGUCCAUGCCGCAUUUCAGACCCUGAUCUCUGAUAUCAACAAACCAGGCACAGAUUAUCUUUUAAGUACUGCUAACCGCCUGUAUGGAGAUAAGUCAUUCACGUUCCUUGAUGAAUUCCUGGGAUCCACUAAGAAACACUACCAUGCGGAUUUACAGUCUGUGGACUUCUCUACAAAGGCAGAUGAUUGCAGAAAGGAGAUCAAUUCUUGGGUGGAGCAGAAGACAGAAGGUAAGAUCCAGGACCUGUUGCCCAGUGGCAGUGUGGAUUCCCUCACCAGAUUAGUUCUUGUCAAUGCAAUUUAUUUCAAAGGAAAUUGGGCUUCUCAGUUUGACAGAAAUUGUACACGUGAGAUGCCCUUCAGGCUGAAUAAGAAUGAGACCAAACCAGUGCAGAUGAUGUAUAAAAAGGCCAAAUAUCCAAUGACUUAUGUUGGGGAGUUGUUCACCAAGGUCCUUGAGUUACCAUAUGUUAAUAACAAAUUGUCUAUGAUCAUAAUGCUCCCCGAUGAUAUUCAAGAUGGAACCACUGGGCUGGAAAAGCUUGAAAACGAGUUAACAUAUAGCAAAUUUUUGGAAUGGACAGAUCCAGAAAGAAUGGACAUUACAGAAAUGAAGUUGCAUUUGCCAAAGUUUAAGCUAGAAGACAAUUAUGACUUGAAAGCUGUACUUAGUGACAUGGGAAUGCCUGAUGCCUUUGACCAAGGCUCCUCCGAUUUCUCAGGAAUGUCUAGCCAUAAUGAACUAGUGCUGUCUAAAGUAGUGCACAAGUCUUUUGUGGAAGUGAAUGAGGAGGGCACAGAGGCUGCCGCAGCCACUGCGGGGAUUAUGAUGCUCCGCUGUGCAAUGAUUGUGCCAACGAUAUUGUGUGACCAUCCUUUUCUGUUCUUCAUUACUCACACACAAAGCCGCAGCAUCUUGUUUGCUGGUAGAUAUGCGGCACCCUGAGAAAUUGUAAUAAAAUCAAUACUGUUUUCAGCUGAAUUAGUCUUUUAUACACGAGUAUGAUUUCUAUCAGUACUCCUCACAUACAACUCAAGUUUAAUUAACUAUGAUGUGCCUUAUAUUUUAUACUUAAUCUUUUUAAUUUAAAUAACAUUUAAAGCUGCAUAUUGAAAAUACAUUUCUAGAUACUCAUAGAGUAAAACAUGACUCCAAGCGGUGUCUGGCCUCCUAAAGGUUUGCAAUAAUCUAUUUAUUGUAGAACGACUCAUUACAGUUGGGCCUCCACACUGAAUAUAUGCUUGUCAGGUCCGUUUUACAAUUUGCAAGACCAAAUGUAUUUUUUUUUUGUUACUUUUCAUGAAUAAUUUGCACAAUUUCUGCAAUUAACAUUUGCUAUUCAUAUGGUACACCUUAAAUGCAAUGAUUAUUCCUCUAAUUUUCAUUAAUAUAAGUAAUGUUCUUAUACGUGUAACAGCUCAAGGCCACAAUAAAUUCUCCUCUGUAGUAUAA
Messenger RNA from Bufo bufo (common toad), 1762 nucleotides. Its product is annotated as serpin B6-like. NCBI's taxonomy places the organism in Eukaryota, Metazoa, Chordata, Amphibia, Anura, Bufonidae. The transcript is spliced from 7 exons. Gene Ontology annotation, biological process: negative regulation of endopeptidase activity. Gene Ontology annotation, molecular function: serine-type endopeptidase inhibitor activity. Bases 116 to 1255 code for a protein of 379 amino acids. The record is from RefSeq and is a predicted model, not a curated record.